Durusdinium trenchii is the source of this 1542-nucleotide messenger RNA. The record is from the annotation of a GenBank genome assembly. Lineage: Eukaryota; Dinophyceae; Suessiales; Symbiodiniaceae.
AUGCCAACCGCAGAUAUGUUGCGGAAGGGGAAGUCCGCGGAACUCCAACUUGCUAUAUGCUUAGGGACGGGGUUGGAAGCCUCCAAUCCUGUCGAAAGAAGAGCGAAGGAAUGCAGGAAACGGAAACGACUGGAAUUGGGAUCGUCAAAGUCACGGACCUUGAGGGCCAAUCGACGCUGUACAUCAGGCAGCGAGAGGGACGUUUGGACGGUCAACCAAUCAACAAAUCAGUUGCCCAGGAAUGAAGAGAUGGACAUGUGCAUUGCAUGUCGCGCUGGAUCUCAGGACUGCAUGUCGGACUUCCUCUUAACCGCUUACAUGGGCGAGAGCAGCGCUCGCUGUGAGAAAGAGACGAGGCAGGGUCCGUCGAACGAAAGCCGAAAGUGGACGGAGUGGACGGAUCCUGAGCACCCGGCCGCGGAGCCGGUCCGUUCCGCAGAACUGGCACCUGCGUCUCCUUUGACAAGACCAGCAUCUUUAGGCCGCCGGCCGGCAUUGUUGCCCGGCCGAGCAGGGCACAAGGGCAGGAUGGAUGGAGAACAGGGCGUGACGCGGAUGGAUGGAGUUCAGGGAGAUGUGGAUGACGAGGAGGAGAACCGCACACAGGUGUUGGACGGCGAGAUCGGCAAGACCACGCUCUGCGUGGGCGCCGCCGAUCGGAAGCUGUGUGAUGUGUUCAUCACCUUGCGGAAGUCCUCAGGAGAAGACGUCGCUGAAGGGAAGCUGGAAUGGGACGAUUUGAUCGAAGCCUUUGACAAGUAUGAGGUCACCGAGGACAGCGAAGGCAAUGAAGUCUUGGAGGAACAAACCAUUUUUGUGGAGCUGGUGAACGAGAAGGUGGAGGGGGAGUUCGACGAGGAAUGGCUGGUCUGGGUGGAGGCGCGAGUGACCUUCAAGAACGAGCUGGAUUCCAAGUGUGAAGAGAUGCCCUACUCCAAACGCAUUUUUCAAUUGGACCCUCCGGGGCAGAUCUUCUACGAAGGCAUGGAACGGUUCCUGGCCUGGGAUCCCACCAGUGAGUCUUUGCAGGAGCUGCCCAAUCGCCUGUUGGCUGAGCGGGUCCAAGUGACCAACGGCGGCGUCUCCGUGAUGAUCUCCUUCCCGGCGCGGACGCCCAGGGCCGCCGUGACAGCGGGCUUCAAUGAAGCGGGAGAACAGGUGAAUGCUCACAGUACCAUGGAGGAGGACAAGGGUGAAGCCUUGCCCGGCGUGUCCCAUCGCUUCAUCAUCUGCCGCACCUGGACCUUGGCAGACUUCGAGUUGAUGUACGCGUCCUUCUGCCGCAUGAACAGCAUGGAGAUGGAGCGUGUGACAGAAUCAGCGCUCCAGGAGUAUGGCAUGGUCCUUGCACGAGAGCAGCUCAAGGUGGUGAAAGGACUGCGGAAGCCGCUGCUCUUUGAACAGGUGGCGGAUGAGGAGGUCAUCGAUUGCCCUGGAUUGAUCAUGGUGGCAGACCAGAAUAUCUCCGCUCGCUCGGCUCUGGGGCCCAACAUCGAUAUCACUGGCGGCGGAUCGGAUGCUGGCGGCAGCCGCCAGACGUGA